Molecule: messenger RNA, 4583 nt
Organism: Centrocercus urophasianus (Greater sage-grouse)
Lineage: Eukaryota; Metazoa; Chordata; Aves; Galliformes; Phasianidae
Gene: TNFRSF6B
Product: TNF receptor superfamily member 6b
Exons: 6
Coding region: 29-928 (299 amino acids)
Molecular function (GO): protein binding
Source: RefSeq, a predicted model, not a curated record
CGCCGCCGCGCCUCGUAGCCCCGCGGCGAUGCUGCUCUGCCCCGAUUCGACCGUCUGGCGGCCGCCCAAGUGGGCGUUUGCUCCUCUCCUCCUGCUGCUGGCAGAGCUGGGCUGCAGCUCCCCACCCACGUACCAGUGGAGAGAUGCUGGGACCAAGGAGAAGGUCACCUGCCAGCAGUGCCCGCCGGGGACAUUCGUGGCACAGCACUGCAGCAGGGACAGCCCGACGGUGUGCUCGCCCUGCCCCGACCUGCACUACACGCACUACUGGAACUACCUGGAGAAAUGCCUCUACUGCAACGUCAUCUGCGGGGAGCGGCAGGUGGAGGUGCAGCAGUGCAACGCCACCCACAACAGAGCGUGUCAGUGCCAGGAGGGCUUCUAUGCUGAGCUGGAGUUCUGUGUGCAGCACUCCGUGUGCCCGCCGGGUUCCGGAGUCGUGAAGUUGGGUUCCCCCUUUGAGAACACGCAGUGCCACACCUGCCCGCGGGGCUCCUUUUCCUCUUCCAGCUCCAGCACUGAGCCGUGCCGGGCGCACCAGAACUGCACACAGCUGGGAAAGGAGACCAACGUGCCAGGAAACCAAUACCACGACACCCUGUGCACCUCCUGCAGGAUGGGGGGCAGCAACAGCACGCGGGGACCAGCUCCAGAGGAUGAGGACUGUGAGCAAGCUUUGAUCGACUUUGUGGCGUACCAAAACAUCCCCCUGCGGAAGCUGAAGCGCUUGCAGCAGAUCCUGGAGCGCACGCCCAGGAAGCAGGCCCAGGAGACCAAGGCAGUGGCUCAGGAGAAGCUGCGGGCUGUGCUCACACACCGCAAGCAGGAGAACUCAGCCGUCAUCACGGAGCUGCUGGCUGCGCUCCGGGCCACCAAGCUGACCUCCAUAGAGAAGAAGAAGCCAGUUUCCCUCACGAGAGCCCCAUAGAAACUCCAACCUCACACCGGCCUUCCCUAUCACCCAAUGUGGGGUUUGAGAAGCUUCCUGAAAGCACAAAGGCUUAAAGAGUAAAUGAGAGGUGAUGCAGCAGCUGUGAUCUGUUCCUAGCCUGGGCUGCUCGGACAAACGGGAACUGAGGGGCCCUGCACACCAGGUAAGAAUCAUAGAAAACUGUGAAGGUUGAAAAAGAGCUCUAAGAUCCCCCAGUCUGUCCCACCCCACCAUGCCCAUGUUCCUCAUUGCCACAUCUCCAUGGCUCUGAAACACCUCCAGGGAUGGUGACCCCACAAGAAUAAAACAGCUCGGUCUGUCGCUGUCAGUCCUUCAGCAACCCCAUGUGUUCCCAGUGUUGCUGAAGGGCCCCCUUGGGGCACAGGGCAGGUGGGGGUUGCUCCACCUCUCCGUCCACCUGGGUGCCAAAGGUCCCAUCUCUCCCCACUGGAAAAUGUGAUGAGCUUUCCAGGUUCCACGUUUUGAAGGGGAUCUCUGCAGGAUCCCCAAAAAAGGAAAUUAUUGUUGCUAGCUGCUGUGUAUGGCAAGAACAGGUGAAUAUCCUCCAACCACACGCGUCUCUCUAUGUAGAUUCAUUGACUUGUUUGCAAGAAUUGAAGUGGGUGUAGGCAGGACCGUUGUCCUUCAUAGCUGAGCUUGCUUUUGCUCUGAGAAGCCUAAGAGGUCACUUAGAGGAAUUUGUGCAGCAAACUGGGUCACGUCUGAAGCAGAUUUCUUCACGUGUUCAGCCAUCCUUUGGUUCUCCUGAGUUUCCAGCCUGUCGUAACACCCAGGUCUCAUUCUGAGCACCGCCUCCUCUUAGCUUGAGAAAAUACUGAAUAUGUUGGUAAGCUUUGGUGCCUUUCAGCUUACAACAGUUUUCUGGGAAACAAGGUCAAGAAGCUCAGAAUGGCUGCAGCUACAAUUUCCUUGCACAGCACUCUCUGCUGAGAACAACAAGCACUUCAUACACCAUCCCAAAACAGGGUCUUCUCAAAGCAAUUAGCCUUGGAAAACACUUUUAUUUUCCAUCUUACACAAUGGAGGCUCGCACAGCCUGCUGCCCCCAAAGUGGCUGAGCAAUGUUAGAAGUCAGAGCCCUGGCCUCACGGGGUGCCAUUGCUGGGCAGGUUCCCAAUGGCAUUCUGUGCCAGCCCUGAUCCUCAGCUGAUGCUUUCCCAGCAGUGCUGGACACAGCACAGCUGUGCCACGACUUAGCUUCAAUGCAGAGAACGUGGAGUGGGGAGGUUUGGUCAUUUUUCUAUGGAAUUAGGAGGGAAGGAUGACUUCCCAAACACAUGGGGUCAGCAGGGAUGUGCGCUGGGGGGCUGCUGCUCUCAGCUGUGUGGGGUUGAAGGGCGUCCUCAGCUCCGUGUGCAAGGGGUCAGAUGAAGGCUUGCAGAGAUCGCAUCAGUCUCACAGGCAGAUUUUCCGAUGCUGGUUUCUAUUUGUGUCUCUGCACUUCCUUCCUCGUCGCUGGAACUUGGUAGGUGAGUUAUCAGAGUUUGCUCAGCCUUCCCAGAAGCAGCACAAGGAAUAUUUAGCUGGGAAACGCAAAGAUAAGGAGUGUGCAUUCCUCACUUCGCGGCUCAGCCUCAAAGGAAAAAUCAGAUCUGGCAAGAUAAAAAGCAAAUUCUUUCCCCCCAGUUUUGCCUGUUGGGUGCUGAUAAUGACAUCAUGCAGAAACAACCAGGCCAGUGAUUCAGCACCUCUGGUUUACAGCCAUUCCAUAUCCUCUGGUACAGCAACUAUACUCGGGAGGCAUUUAUUAGGUCUUGCACAGUGUGGCACACAGUGCCUUGUGAUUCUGCCUCUUCUCAUGGCGCAAAGAGGAGCUGUCAGAACUCCUGCUAUGCUGACAGUGUGGGUACAGCCUUGCAGAGGAUGAGGCUGCUUGGGGGCAGCUGCUUUCUCUUCUUUUCCCCCUUCAUGGGUGAUCUCUCCCUGUGCUUUCACCUGCAGUGCGAAGGCUUUGCUGCUGAACUGUGCUCUUCAGUGCAGGUGGGGAUUAAACACAGCCUCAGGCAGAAGAUCUGAAGAUGAGCCUUGUUUGGUGUCUGUUCCCCAGCUAUCAGAGCACGCCUGGGUAGGUGGUGGGAUUUGGUCACUAGAUCUACACACCCUGAACACCGAGUGAAAGGCACUCAUUCGGAUGUUAUUGCUUACAUGUGCAGUGAGGAAGUGCUCUUUGUAACACUUACUGCUGAGAACAAAGAGUUCCUCUCGCCUCUAUGGGACUCGCUCCUCUGUAGAGAGUGACUCAAACAUGUGCUGCCUAAGGGCAUCUGCAGAAAAGCUGGAGCCAGGUUGUUUGGUUUCUGAGGCUGUAUAGCAGCUCUUGGCUGGGAGCUGAACUGGAACACAAACUCUGCAGGUUUCUGUUUCAGGAAAACAAGAUCCAAAUAAUUUUACAGUUUGUCUUUAAAGCAGCGCUUAUGGUAUAUAGGAAACAAAGAUUUCUAGAAGUUGCAGUGGAACUGACUUUAAUUAGUGCCUGUAAACAAAAGGAGGGCUGUAAGGAUAAGCAGGAGAGCACCUCUCCUAUGGAGGCAGGCUGAGAGCUGGGGCUGCACUGCAUGGAGAAGGGUCUGGGGAGACCUCACCGUGGCCUUCCAUUGCAUAAAGGGGGCUAUAGGGAAGCUGUGGGGUGAUGCUACCAGUGAGUGUGGGAAUCGGGUCAGAGAGGGGAGCUUUAAGCUAAAAGUGGAGAGAUGCAGGGUUAGGUGUUCAGGGAAAUUCUUUUACUCCGAGGCUUCCCAAAGGAGCAGUGGGUGCCCUACCCCAGCAGGUGCUUAAGGUUGGGUUGGAUGGAGAUUUGGGAAUCUGGUGUGGGGUUUGGAAGAAGAUGGUCCUUAAGGUCCCCUCCAACCCAAACCACUCUGUGAUGCUACAAAACACUGAGCCUGGCAUCCACCUGGCUGAAGGACGCCUAGUCCAAAGGAUGAAGCUUUUACCACGUGCUUUUGUGCUUGUUGGAGCUGGCAGCCACCUCCGUGCCCUGGCAGAGCUUUGCAGAGCCCACCUUGCUGCCUGCUUGUGCCUGAAGGAGAUCAGAUAGAAAGCAAUUCUUACAGUGAGGAACGAGGGCUUAAGCGUUGGAAUCCUCCAUGGUGCAACGCUCACUCUCAUCACAGCUGCACCGGUAGCACAGGACUGGAUGGAAGAAGUGCAAGCAGUGUUUGUGAGUGGCUUUGCAGAGACACUGCCACCUACAGCUGUGCACAGAAAGGAGGCAUUGCUCAUGAGCAGGGUGUGAGUGCACUUCCCCCGUAUUCUGCUGGCCCUGGCUUUGUUUCAUGGAAGGGAUCUUUCACCCCCUGAGUUCUUAACCGAAUUCAUCUGCUGCCUCAUGGUGACGACUGCUGCUUCGUACCCUAUGGCAACGAGUGGGAGACAAGGCUGCGAAGGCAGCAGUUUGCACUGCCCUCCUGAUGUCCUUGGAAAAAGGAUGUGGACAAUGUGGUCUUAAUCUAGAACCAGAAGCCUUCAGCUUUAAGGAAAGAUGGUGCCUCUGAGUGGGAAUGAGGAGGUUCCCUCCCAGCUACAGCAAGUGAUGUUGUGUUUAAAUAUAAAUGUCAGGCACGAUUCCUCAGCUGAGCUGUUGGUCAUUGCAGGGCUCUGUGCUCCUUGUUCCUCUUGCUUAGAAUCUGAU